CAUUUUCGAACUCCGUAGGGAGUUCUCUGGCCCCCAUCCGGCUUUCUUGAGGGUGACCCGACGCGUGCCACACUGCAGCAACACGAAGGAAGUAAUGCUUUUGCGAGAAAACAGAGACCUAAACGCCAAUAUCAUCAGAUAUUUAGCAAGCUUGAAGACUAAAAUAACAAUCCUGAAAACUGCAUUCUCGAUUAUAUCAGAACCUUUCUGGAUCCCUAACACCGAGGUGGAGAAUCUCGAGAUGCUCGCUCUGGGGUCUCUUUUUUGUCGUUUUGAGCAUGAUUUCUCCGAAAACAUGGGACUGCUAGGGUGUGGGGGGCUUUUCCAGUAUUUAUGGAGCAAGAAGUGACCGCCUCCCCGUGUAUGGGCUUAGUUACAUAACCUUUCUCGGCUGCUGGCAGUAAUUUUUCUUAGGGAGGUUCGGAUUCGAGACCGUGUCAGUUUUGACCCUGCCUCCGCUGCCUUCCAGAGCCAAUACCGAAACGUUUUCAAUCCUUUCAUGGAUGAUUUUGUCGGGUCACAAUUUGAAGAACAAGACGCUCAAAGUGAAUUGAAGAUGGUUUCCAACGGAUUCAGCGGUGCUACUUCUACAGCGACAGAUGACUGGACUAUUGAUCCGGAACUAUUCGCGUUCACACCAAGGAGGCUCCGGGUUGUCUGCAUUGGUGCUGGCUUUGCCGGUCUGACUUUGGCCUAUAAACUGAAACAUGAACGACCAUUGGAUUUUGUGGACUUUACCAUUUACGAGAGGAAUUCAGAGGUCGGAGGCACUUGGUUGAAGAAUGUAUAUCCUGGUGUUGGAUGCUAUGUAUUCCCCUUUGAGCCAAAUCCAACGUGGUCGAAGUUCUAUGUUAGCGGGGCAGAGAUCCAGCAGUAUAUACUUAACACCACGGAGAAGUAUGGACUAAAAGACAAAAUAAUAUUCGACAGACACCUCGUGGAGUCUAUUUGGGAUGAAGAACAAGGAAAGUGGGAGCUCAGAUUGGAGUCCAAGGAGGGUGUCAUUCAAGAUAAGGCCGACAUCCUGAUUAACGCAGGCGGCAUUCUCCACCAGUGGAAGUGGCCUGAACUCGAAGGGCUCGAGUCCUUUAAAGGCAAGCUCAUUCACAGCGCUCGAUGGGAUUCAGCGUACGAUUGGACUGGAAAGAAGGUUGCCGUCAUUGGUAAUGGGUCGUCGGGCAUUCAAAUAGUGCCAGCAGUGCAACCAAAGGCUGCAAAGCUGGUUAACUAUAUACGACAUGCGACUUGGAUUGCAGCGAAUAUUUGCGGUCAUUUGACUAAGGAUGGAAGCAACUUUGAAUUUACAGAAGAAGAAAAGCAGCGAUUCCUGGAAAAUCCAGAGGAAUUCUCUCAAUACCGAAAAAGAAUCGAAUCAGAGGUCAAUAGCGUGUUUAGGAUGAUGAUUUCCGGAUCUAAGGAGAAUAAAUUCAUGUUCGACCUGUGUGAUAAAUUAAUGAGAGAUCGACUGGCAAAGAACCCCGAAUUGAUAGAGAAGCUCAUUCCGAACUACGAGAUUGGAUGCCGUCGAAUCAGUCCUGGUGAUGGGUACUUGGAAGCCCUGCAGGCUGAGAAUGCUAAGUGCUGUUUCGGUGAUAUCAAGCGCAUUACAGAGAAAGGCAUUGAGACGGAUGAAGGCGAGGAAGAAUUUGACCUGAUAGUGUGCGCGACUGGAUUCAACACAAGGUUUAUUCCCUCGUGGAAGCUUGUUGGUCGCGAUGGUCGACGUCUGGAUAUUGCUUGGAAAGAUAAGCCAGAAGCAUAUCUUUCCGUUUGUGCCCCAGGGAUUCCUAAUUAUUUUAUGUUUGCGGGACCCAACUUUCCCGUGGGCCAUGGCUCUAUACCUCCAGCCUUCGGAUGGAGUGCCGAUUACAUGCUGGAUUGGACGACGAAGAUAGCGACCGAGGAUAUCAAGUCCAUUGUGGUGAAAGAUUCUGUUGUGCGUGACUACAAUCGCUAUGCCCAAGAGAACCUUAAGCGAAUGGUCUGGUCCAAGGGCUGCCAUGCCUGGUACAAGAGCGCGAAAGGAGACAACAGAGUAGUCACUGCCAUGUAUCCAGGUAGUGUGAUGCAUUAUAAAUCUGCACUCGAAAUCAUACGUGGGGAGCAUUUCGAUAUCGGAUACAACACGUCCAACCAAUUCCGAUUCAUGGGCAACGGCCAACUGGCUUGGGAGAUGGAAGAGGGAGCGGAUUUUGCACCAUAUGUGAAGUAGUCCUGGAUAGGCUUCAAAUUUCGAAGAGAACGGAAAUGGGAAUACAUCCGAAAGUUCAGUACCAGAAUAAGAG
This is a messenger RNA of Coccidioides posadasii C735 delta SOWgp, 2285 nucleotides long. The record is from RefSeq and is a predicted model, not a curated record. Lineage: Eukaryota; Fungi; Ascomycota; Eurotiomycetes; Onygenales; Onygenaceae.